AUGGAUUGGGAGGAAGAAUUGGACGGUUUUAAGUAUGACAGCGAUAAGUAUGAGAAGAAACGGAUCAAAGUUCUCCAACAGGAGAGGGAAACCAUACAAACCAAGACAUUUCGCAAAUGGAUUAACUCUAUCCUAAUUAAAGCUAAUGAAGAAGUUCAUGAUAUUUUCACUGAUCUAUCGGAUGGAAGAAAGUUAUUAAAACUGUUAGAAUUAGUGAGCGGCGAAAGUAUAGGCAAACCCAAUACUGGCCGAGAAUUGCACCAUAAGUUAGAUAAUGUCGGCAAAUGUUUAACUUUUGUCAAGUCUAAGGUUCGUUUGGAGAGUAUAGGCCCACAGGAUAUUGUGGACGGAAACAAAAAAUUGAUUUUAGGCUUAAUUUGGACAAUCAUUUUGAGAUUUCAAAUACAAAGCCUUAAUUUCAAUGAAUUCAAUAUUUUUGAUGUCAAGUCAGCCAAAGAAGCGCUUCUCCUAUGGUGUCAAUUGCGAACUGCUAAAUAUCCUAACGUUAGAGUCACAGACUUUAGUUGUCAAAGUUGGCGGUCGGGAAUGGCAUUCAAUGCACUGAUUCACGCGCACAGACCUGAUCUCAUUAGAUACGACCGCUUGCAUCCUCACAACCAUAAUUAUAACCUCAAUCUAGCCUUCGAUGUCGCCUCCAGAGAGUUAGCCGUUCCCCGGCUUCUGGACGCCGAAGAUUUUGACAACGAAUGUGCGGACGAGAAAUCUAUUGUCACGUAUUUGUCGUGUUUUUAUCAUAUGUUAAGCAAAAUCAAAAGUGAUAUGAAGUGCAGCAAAAGAAUUGCAAAUAUAAUCACUCAACUCAUUGAUGUGGAAAGACUUCAACUUAAAUACGAGUAUUUCACUAAAAGUCUAAUAAAUUGGAUUCAAAUCGAAAUCAAUGAAUUGAAGGACAGAAACCUACCCAACAACGCACUGGGCAUUCAACAGGAACUCAUAAAAUUCAAAGAAUACAUUACUGUUGAAAAGCCACCGAAACUUAGGGAACGUAACGAAUGUGAAGGCAUUCAUUUUGAAAUACAAACUCUAAUGAAAAGUUUGGGACAUCCGUUAUAUAAAGCACCCGAAGGUCUCACUGUUAAAGACAUUGAAAGGGAAUGGACUGAACUUGAAAAGGAAGAAAACAAACGACAGCUUUACUUAAGGCAAGAGUUUUUAAGGUUAGAAAAACUGGAAAGUCUUGCGAAUAGGUUCGAGAGAAAGUGUGUACUGAGAGAGGCCUACAUUAACGAGAAGCUAAGGAUAUUAAGUGAACCCAUUUAUGCCAACCAAACAAACAACAACUUUGAGGCCAACUAUAAAAAGCACAAAACAAUUAGCGCUGAUAUCUUAGCCCAAACCGAAAAAUUCAAUGAACUAACAGUUAUGGCGCGACAACUAAUUGAUGGCAACUAUUAUGAUAAGGAAGAGGUGAUGAUUUGCGAGAAACACAUCACAAACAAAUGGAGACAACUGUUGGAUAUGUUAAGAAAUCAUCAAAACGUAUUCACCGCUGCGUCUGAACUGUUGUUAGCCUUAAGAGAGGCAGAAAUCAUAGCCAAUGAAAUCAAAGAUAUGGCCAAAGGACUGAAUCUUAUUAACAAAAAGCAAAUUCAGAUACCAUUCGGUGUCGAAGAACUCAUCGAACGGCACAAUAUUUUUGAAUCUCAAAUGGCAUCCAAAGAGGAAACGAUUGAUAAAUUAAACUCUAUUUCGGACUCAAUAUCUGGAAGUGAAUCCAAUUACAAAGUCAUGCAAUUAAUAAAGAGAGAAUCACCGGAAUUGAGUACUAGUUUGCAAACACUUAACAACGAAUACAUGAAUGUCUCAAAACUGGUCAAACUUCGCAAAAUAAGUCUCAACCAAAUGAGAGAUUAUUAUCAAUUAAUCAAUGAUAUCGAUGAGGAAGAGACCACAAUUUGCGAACGCCUUUGCAUUUGUCAGUCAGUUCUCGUGAGUAAAGAUCUUUUAGGAGUACAUAAUCUUCAGCGCAAACACGAGCUCCUCGUUAUUGAUAUCAAAACUCAGGAGAAAAAGAUUAAUUAUCUGAUAAAUUAUGGCAAAAGACUUAUUGAUAGCAAUCAUACCGAAAGCGAUGCAAUCAAACAAAAGAUUCAAAGUUUAGGAAAGAAAUGGAAAUCUUUAAACGAGUCAAUCGAUGAGAAGAGUCAACAAAUCAAUGAUGCGAUCGAAGCGUUUCAAUACCACAAAGAGGCGAAUGAAGUCGAGUCCUGGCUUAAGGAGAAAAUGAAUUUAUUUGACGCACAAGACAUCGAAGUGAUGGAUGAGACCAAUGCUUUGGCACUCUUCCGAAGACAUUCACAAAUCGAGAGCGAAAUCCGUGCCUUUGAUAACGAUAUUAAACGAUUGAAUAUGGAAUCCAAUAAAAUGAUAAAAUCAGGAAUUUCUGCACUUUUUGUCUUAAGCGGCGACUCGUUUGUGACGGCGACACAGAUUGGCUGCAAUCAAAUGCAAAGUUUGCAAAACAAUGGCACAACCGAUGAGACCGAAUCGGAAAGAAAUUCAAACGAUUCAAACGCUGAGAUACGAUCGCCACAGAAGAAGAGAUUGAGUAUAAUAUGUAACGCAGAGAGUGUGGAACAGAGACAGGAAAAUAUAAACUCUUGUUAUUUCCAACUCUUGAACAUGUGUUGUGUUAAACGCAAAAAACUCAAAGAUUUUAUUCAACUUUUGCGAUACAAUCAGGAAUGCAAUGGAUUAGAGAAUUGGGUUUUAGAAACCAAACGUCUGGUGACUGACAUUAAUAUGAACUACGAAAGAGGUUUAAUAGGUUCGGAACCACUUUUCAAAGACAAUUCAGACCAACCCAUAGCUACUAAUUCAGAAUCCAAACAAAUCAAGAGAACGGCUCAAAGUUAUGCACAAAACCAAGAAUUUUCGAUUGAACAGCAAAAUAGACAAAAGAGAAUGAGAUAUGAUUGGAAUCAAUUGAAUCUAAUGAUGAAUGAACUCGAAGACGCUUUAACCACUGUUGAAGAUAUCAACUCUACGUGCAAUCAAAUGGUCACUAAUUUAAGCCAUCAGUUCAUUACAGACGCGACAACGAGUGAGACUAUUAUUGAGAACAAUAUCAGUCAUCUCAAUGAUAAUCGGGAAAUAAUUAUCGAAGAGUGUCCGGAAGAGAGGUAUCACAAGGAAAAUGAUAUAAUAAUCACAGAAUUAGACGAAAAUGAAGAGAUUGACGAAGAGCUCAUCGCUUUCAACACCGAAUUCACAAAAAUAUCAUAUUUAUUGAAAUCAUGUGAAAUGCGUUUGGAAAGCGAAGUCUCUUUGGGAGAGACCCUGGAGUCGGUGUAUGGGUUGCAGAAGAGACACGAGAACUUCAUCGCCACUCUCUUAGCUCAAGACGAAAGACUGCAUUUGUUCGGCGAUAUGGCCGACAAACUCAUUGACGCCAAACAUUACGAUUCGCCGAAUAUAGAGAGUCGACGCAAACAAGUGAUUGAACGCAGGGUUUGUGUCAAAGAGAAGGCACUCGAGAGGACACAAGUGCUGAACGACGCCCUCAACUAUCAGGAGCUGAGAGCAGACGCCGAGGACUUCCAGAGUUGGUGUUCAGACAAGAAGAAGACCGCUUCGGACGAGUCGUACAAAGAGUUGCAGAAUAUGGAGAGAAAAGUGCAGAAACACGAGGCCUUUGAGGCAGAGUUGGCCGCAAAUCAGUCACGACUGACGGCAAUCAAUCAGAGGGCGAGGGAUCUGAUCUCGAGCUCACACUUUGCCAGUCGAGAGAUCGAGGCUCUCGUCAAAGCCAUUAACGAUCAGUGGCUCGAGUUGUUUGGUCUGACGGAGAGUCGGGGCCAACACUUGCGUCAGGCGUCCAAUCAGUUGGACUACAAUAAGACCGUCGAAAGGGCUAAACAGAGGUUAGAGGAGCUGAACAAAAGUGUCACUUCCAAGCAAAUGGGAACAGAUCUGAGAUCUUGCAAAGAGUUGAUCCAAAAGCACAACACAGUGGAAGUGGAGGUUCAGAUGUGGGAGAAGCAGAUGGAAGAGUUGAUGAGAAAGGGAGAAGAGAUGGCGGAAACCCAUUUCGACGGCCAGAAGAUCGUGGAGUCGUGUUAUUCAGUGAACGAGAGUUUGCGACAAAUGAAGACUCCGUUAGAGGAGAGACGACUCAAACUCUUGGAGUCGUUUAAGUUCUAUGAGUUUGAGUUUGAGAUCAAUGCAGAGCUUCAGUGGAUCCGAGAGCACAUGCCUUCUGCCAAAUCGGCAACAGUUGGACACAAUCUGACGGACGCGCAAAAUAUGAUGAAGAAAUACAAGCAAAACCUCGAGAGAGAAGUGGACGGACACGAGGGGAAGAUUCAGAAGACGCUGACAAAAGGUGAACAACUCGUCCAACAGAAGCACUUCCGCGAAGAGAGUAUAGAACAUGAGUGCAAACAAUUGGCUCAGAGUUGGCAUCAAUUGAAACGUUUGGUUUUGGAGCGCAAGAAGUUGUUGGAGAUAUCGCUGAAAAUGCAACACUUGUUGUCCGAAGCGACAGAAGUGGAGUCGUGGAUGAAUGAG
Oppiella nova is the source of this 4530-nucleotide messenger RNA. The record is from the annotation of a GenBank genome assembly. Lineage: Eukaryota; Metazoa; Arthropoda; Arachnida; Sarcoptiformes; Oppiidae.